GAGGAGGAGGAGGAGGCGGAGUGGAAGUAGCCGUCGCGAGGCAGUCAGUCGGUCCCCAGCGAGCGGAUCAUCAGGUGGUGUGGGAGGAAACAGGAGGGGAUCCCAACACGCACCUUGCGGGACUCCUCUCUCUCUCUCUCUCUCUCUCUCGGUCAAGGAACUCUGCGUGCCCGGGUGAGCGCACCGCCACCCGCCACUCACCUCCCGGCGGCCCGCACCAGCAGCACGGCCCGCGACUCCCUUACCGUGGGUGUUUUGCGGCAGACCACUUUGCAUAAUACUACUAUAACUCAAGCCGGAAAGAAUAGUCAUUACUUCCUGUUUGGAGUUUAAGUAAGGGAUGAUCUGUCGUAACGGCGUCCCUUUAACGUCAAGUCCCUCGAUGCUCUCAGUUCUCACGGGAAGGCCACUGGGAAAAUAGCGUUUCCCCUGAGUUAGUCUUCCUCGGCCAGCACUCAUUAGCUCAUUAGACUGUGCUGCCGCUAAACUCAUAUGAGAAAACUGACUUAAUUCAGCUUAAUAACUCUCCCGGGCAAAAUCUAUACCUAAUAGCAGUUCGUUCGUUAGGGAAUAUUGGGUGUAUUUUUACCGCCACCUCAUGUGAGAAAACAGACUGAUACUCCCGCGACGUGAGGCAGAUUUCAAAAGGUGGUAUUGCUCUGGUUGGCUGAAAACUUAUCCCAAACCGUGGCCUCGACCUGUCAGUGCGUGAGGCUGACUGCAGUGAGGCGACGCGAGGCAGGCGGAGGCGCACACUUCGCAUCACCGCUCUGACCUUGAAUCGUGUGAAGCAGAAAAGAAGUCACCGCCGCGAGACCCACUUCCCUCCCGAAGCCGAAAAAAAAGGAUCAUUCGCAUUCCUCACGGGAAAGUCCUAGAAAAGAAACUCAAGAGGAGGAGGAAGGAAAUAACUGCAGGGGAUAGACAGGAUGGAUUAAGUGAGUGAGUGAGUGAGCGAGCGAGCGAGCGAGCGACGGGCGAUUCAUGCACGUAUUUUACAAGGUUUCUUUUCCCCUCACUAAAAUAUAAACACUCCACAAUAUUUACGUGAAUGUGAAACGAAGACAACAACGAACGUACUUGGUCCAACUCAGUGACUUUAUUGUUUUACUGUCCAGUGUUGUGUUAUUUUGUUCACGUCUCCUCCAUCCUGCAUCCGGCGACGCACUCCCACAAACACCUGACCCCUCCCUCCGCCUCCUCGUCUCCGUGGCGCAGCAUCCCGACAGGCGUCCCUUGGGGGCUGUCAGUGGCCGUGUCUUGUGUUGGCGGCUGCAAGUGUCUCCGCCUCAUGUGGAUUUCAGCAAUGGGCGGCGUAAGGGCGUGGCGGUGCAAGUGGUGGUGGUGGUGCCUCGCUGCAGUUGCCAGUGUGGUGGUGAGCAGUGGCGCGGCGGCAGCAGAUGACUCCCCGCACAGGCAACAGAGGGAAGCAGCAGCAGUAGCAUGGCAAACAAUGGGAGGACCACAGCAGAAACACCACCACCAUCACCACCUCCGCCGCCGCCACCUGCACCUCCGCCCCGAGCAGCAGGAGGAGAAGCAGGAGGCGGUGAUGACGGAGGUUGGAUCAGCAAGAAGCUCUCGUUUACCUUGGCAGCACGAGUCUCCUUCCCGCCAGGUGCGUCUGCCUCUCCUUCAGGACGGCGAGCAGAGAUUUUCCUUCUACGUGUAUGGCAGUAAUGGAUUGCUGCAGGAGGCAACGCUUUCCCUCCAUCAGGUGCAGGCCAUGCUGCUGGAAUGCUCCCCGUACCGCGGCGUGCACGGGGAGAACACACGCUCCUCCUCUGAACUCGACCCGGCGAUCCUCCCACGUCCCCACCGGGCCCCCGCACGUCCCUCCAGCAACAUACACGGCGUGGUGGCGACUGUACAGCAGAUGGUGUCCUCGGAGGCGGCACAGACCCAAGGCACCUCCUCCUCUGCGCCCUCCGCCCACACUGACAAGUCCGAGGAGUCCAUGGAGAUCCCUGAGGACAUGCUGCAGAGCCUCCACAACGUACCCGAGCACAUCGCGACACAGUGGCAAUUCCUCUCCACCUUCUCCCCUCCCACUCCCACCACUGCCAGCACCACCACCACCACCACCACCCUGAACCCUACAUCUGUGCCUGCUGCUGCUACUGCUACUACUGCCAGCCCAUCAGGAGAAUUAGAGGAGGCAAUAAAGCCUAACAGAGGGAAUAAUCUCCUCCCGACGCAGUCUUCAGCGCAGGAGGGGACUAUUGAUGAAGGGUAUGAGAUUACUACUCAGAAUCUGGAGACGACGGAAGAUUACCAUUCGAGUCCCGAGGUGCAGUCUGUGGAUACCGUCAUUCCCUCCGGCAGCACAACCACUUCUGAGGCUCCGGGCACUGCUACGGAUGAGAUGACCGAGAGUCCCAGUGGUGCCUGGGACUCCAGUGACGCCACAACCCUGCCGCCCACGAGCACCGCCGAGGACGAGGACGGGGAAGGCAAGCAGGAAGGCAAGACCAGUGAGGACACGUUACUCUCCACCCUCACGGAUUUCUACGCUGAAUCUUACAACAACGUCCGUCUGCCGACCUCUAGCACCUCGCCGCCAGCCAUCCUCUCCACCUUCAUUGAUUACGCCACCAGUGUCCUAAGAGGCGACUCCCAUGCCUCCAGGGCCUCGCUGUCACCUAUCACAGCGCACCCUUCAGCACCGACACGACCUCCAUACACCACCAUGACCUCCUCCUCUUUCGAUGAUGCCGUUGACGACACAGAGGCGACAAACCCUUCCGCCCCUGGGUUCAACUCCUCCGUGCCUACUGAUGUACCCAGCGAGCCAAGCACCGGCGUGACACUUUCCUACGGCUCCGACAACCUGCUCAGUAUUGAUCUGGUUGACCCUGUGGAGUCAGAAAACCCGUACGAUGUCAUGCCGUUGGAGGGGCAGAGCGGCACCUACCCCGUGCGACCCCCGCCCUCAAGACACACGGGAAGCACGGCGCAGAGUCAAGUAGCUGCCAUUGAGCCUCUUAAUCCCUACGAGAGUCCCGCGAUGCUCCUCCAAGUGCUGCAGAGUCACAACCGACUCCCAGACAGGACAACGGGAGAGGCCGUUCCUUUCUCCACCAAGACGCGAGACACAGGCGACACCCAUCCGCCGCCCUCGCCCUCCACCACGAAUCAUCCCUCGGCAGUCGAAGGCACCAACGAUGAGCGCUUCACGGACAUCACAUCCCAGCACUUCACAGCGACGGGUGGCGGUGGGCAGGACGCAACAGCCUCCGUCAGCCAGUACGUCUCCCAGCCCUCCUCAUCACCAGCAGCCGCGCCGCCGUUAUCCUCCAACGCUGAUGAGGCUCCAACUCAAGAACCCGUCAGCUCCCCGCUGCCCCCUUCCCCCGCCGAGCAGUCAGGCUCCAGCAGCGUCCACAGCAGCGCCUCCAGCGUGCUGCCUCCCUCCCAGCUGGCGAGCACGGGUAACCAGGACAAAAUAGACCUGGAGGCUCUUCAAGUGCACGGGAACCUGACGGAGGGUGACAUCUUCUACGACUACUACGGCUCCUCAGUCUACCUGGACAAUGUACCUGAGCACUACUACGACUACGACGAACUGCCGUCCUCGCAACCUCAACUGAAUGCCACGGACGACCUCGGCUUUCCAGGACCCAACGCUACGAGCCCCUACCAUGACCACCACCACCACCACGACCACCACGACCACCACCACGACCACGGACACGGACACCACGACCAUGGACACCACCACGGGGCGCCCCCAGAGCCCACCGCCUCCCUGCUGCAGGCCCCAGAGGACAACCCUGGCCUGGAGGCGUCCGUGGAAAGCUUGAAUCCAGACAUCAGGAAAUUUGUGGAUGUCAUGAACGAUAUGACUUUCAGGGUGUACAAACGCGCGGCAGAGCAACACAAGCGUCAGAACUUCGUCAUGUCACCCCUCAACCUCAUUUCAACACUAGGGAUGCUUGUGCUGGGGGCUCGCGGGCUCUCUGCUGUCGUCCUCCGCGAUCUCUUGGAAAUGGACAAGUUUUACACCUUCAACCCCCAUCUGGUGCUUCGAAACGUGACGCAGGCCAUACAGAACCUAAAGGAUGUACAUGACGUGACCUUCUUCAGUCAGUUCCUGGUCGAUAAGGAUAAGAACCCCUAUUCCACGGAGUUCUUCGCCAAGGCCAUCAAGGUGUUCUACGACGCUGAGAUCCAGGACAUGGCGGCCGCGGACUUUGAGACCUCUGUGCGGGAGAAGGUCAACUCACUGAUCCGCCAGAACACGAGGAACGAGACUCAAGACUUUAUUAGGGAGGAGGAGCCGCUCUUCCUCACCCCGCCCCUCUCCACCGUGGCCACCAGCUUCCUCCACGCACGCUGGAGUCUGCCGGUGACGCAGGAGGAUCUGGUGGACAUGAACUUCAUCCGGUUCCCGACGGCGGAGCGGCGGCUCAUCCAGACCACGGGACUCCGCAAGAAGGUGACUGUCAACGCGGGAUUCUCGAGGGCGGCAGCGGCGACAUCAGCGGAGGUGCCGCUCUACUCCAGCUCGGGCCUCCUCUCCCUCGUCCUCGUCAUGCCCGGGGAACAGAAGAAUUUUGUCGCCAAUGGACUCAAGCGGUUGGAGUCGAGCUUGUCGUCUGCUAAGUGGAGUGAGUUGCUCCGCUCCAUGCUCCCUAACACAGUGAACCUCAAGAUGCCAGUGUUCAGGCACCGCGCCUUCCACAACAUCUCCACCAUCCUAAGUGACCUUGGCCUGCGGCAGCUAUUCCAGAAGAACGAAGCAGACUUCUCAGGCAUCAACCACAUCAAGAACCUUUAUCUCAACGACGUGGUGCAGUUGACGGAGUUCCAGUCGUGUCAGAUCGAAAAGCCCCGCACACCUUCUGUUCUGAGCGGUAGGAGGAGACGCUCGUCUGCCCCUUCCCUGGGGACCCUGAUGGAGGACAACACUGCAGAGUCCAACUACCUUAAUCACCCGACUUACAUUUACGGCCUGCCCAUGGUGGAGUACGCGAAGGUCAGACUCACACGCAUGGAGUCCGGGGAAAGGCACGACGCAGCCACAGCCACGCAGCAGAAGGCGCCGCAGAAGGACAUGAGCACACGCACAAUGGACGGCGGGGCGAGUGAUGCUGAUAUACGCGCCUCUAUGCUCAGGUCCUCGCCAGAUGUCCUGCAGGAGGCGACACUACAGGCAGCCACGUCACUAGACACGCCUGCUAAUUCCCUCCCUGACAAGACGAAUACUUCGGGAAGCGACGCGGCGGUGACACAGACUCAAGAUGACGAGGGGACAGUAGAAGGGAUAGUGGAGGAGGAAGUGUCGACCUACCCUGAGUACUAUUACUACAACAACUACCACUACAACGACAAGGAGUACGAGUAUAAGGAACACAUGUACGACUAUGGCGAGGGUGGUGAAGGGGUGUUGGCCCCUGAGGAAAGGAUGGAUGUGGAGGUGGAGGAGGAGAGAGUGGAUCGUAUGGGCGCCGCAGCUGACGGGCCCGGUGCUCACUACAGGCAGAGUAAUGUCGGGACUCUGGCGUUCGACCGCGCCUUCCUCUACGCAGUCAGGCACAACCCGACGGGACUCCUGUUGUUCCUGGGACGCUACCUUGACCCGCAGGCGAACUAGACCAGGGAACCAUUAGCAUUUUAGUCAGUACUACACGCCUCUAGAACCAUGUCAUGUUAAUUAGACCAGGCAGCAUAUAGAAACUAACUAGACAGGGAAGCCUCUAGGAUUAUUGUCAAUAUUUUACAUUUCUAGAACUCACUGUAGCCGGGAAAUUCUAGAACUAUAGUCAUUAUUUCGCUCCUCUAGAACUGCAGCAGACUAACAUAGACCAGGGAACUUUUAAAACUAUAAUAAGUACUUCUCGUCUCCAGAACUACAAGCUAACUAGAUUGGAGAGCCUUAAAGAUAAUACUUAAUAUUCCAUUCAGUAGAACUGCAUCAGACCAACUAAAAAUCUCCAAAGGCCUCACCGUUAGUCCCUAAAGAACUUCAUCCUUCAAUUCAUCUAAGCCCUUAAGACUCUAUAUAACAUUCCACCUUUACAAAAACAUAUCAGACAUCAUCAAAAAGCACAUCAGACACAUCAGACCUCAAAUCAAAACCUCAUAAUUAGUCGCUAAAAAAAAAAAAAAAGAAAAAAAAAAAAAACUCAU
This is a messenger RNA of Scylla paramamosain (green mud crab), 6132 nucleotides long. RefSeq lists its product as uncharacterized. Gene Ontology annotation, molecular function: serine-type endopeptidase inhibitor activity. The record is from RefSeq and is a predicted model, not a curated record. The coding region runs from base 1292 to 5596 and encodes 1434 amino acids. Lineage: Eukaryota; Metazoa; Arthropoda; Malacostraca; Decapoda; Portunidae. The transcript is spliced from 12 exons.